UAUUUCCCAGUUUAUUUUAAGUCUUUUCUUUUAUAUUGUAUGAGCGGUGCUUUCACUAAAUCCACUUUUAUUUAAGUAAAUGAUUAGGGGAGCUAAGUGAAACUGGGUGCAAAACUAAUAUACAUAUUGAUGUGUGGUCACAUAUACAAUAUAGGUUCAAUGAAGAUUUAUUAAUCAUUUAUAUGAAGCUUUCAAUUUACAUUCAAUAAGAAGUCUUAUUAUGUACUUCGAUAGUGUAAAUAGCAGCGUUCUUGACUAUAACUAUUGAAAUUGAGAAAUAUUUACCAAGUUAUUGAAAGAAACAAAUCAAGAAGUUAAAGCAGGUUCUGUACACAAUUACAAUGAGCUACCAAAUAUUAAUGCUGGUGAUAUUAGGAAGCUUGUAUGCUACAGCUUCUCCCACUUGUUCCAACCCAACAGUCACCCCAUCAAGAAAUACAUGGGCACUUGAUUAUACUGGGCAGUUGUACUCAGGAUAUUUCUGUGUGACUGGAUCACCAAAGACUCUUGCAUGGUCUUUCCUAGAUUUAUCAGGGACAACUCUUGCUUUUUUUACAUUUACAACAAACUUUGGCUCAAACCCAUGUCAACCAGCCACCCCUGUACCAGGUUACAAUGCAACUUGCCAAUACAAGGGUAGUUGCUACACAACAACGUUCAGUGUUACCAACAAAUUAACUUCUUCUUUCAAUCAAUCAACGUUGUAUCUAAUUCACAGUGGUUCAAGUUGCUUUGCUCAGAAUAUUUCACUUCAAGCAUGUUCAUCUCCAACACCCAACAAUGUUCCAAUCAACCCAUCAAGUGGUGUCUACAACACUCAAGCUAACUUCCAGUGUUCCCAUGGUUUAAGUUUAUUUUAUUUAAAUGGAACAACUGGAAACACUGCAACCAAAUGUUUUGCUACAUCAGAGUGGGAGAAUGAAAAUAUAGUUCAAUGUUGGUCAGCACCAACUGCUACAUUGAUUGGCAACAAUACCAUUUGUGCUGGAAACAUUGCUACAUUCCAAUGUACUGCAUCUGGGGGUGUACCUUCUUGGGACAGAGUUGAAGUUUAUUUCAAUAACCAAAACCAAACGUUGGUUGGGAACACAUGGACAAGCAAUCCACUGAGUAGUUCAAACAAUGGAGAUAUAGUGGAAUGUAGAGCUAUAAAUAGCUACACUGCCAUGCAGGAAUAUUCAAACCUGGGAAGAGACAGCAAGACAUUGAUUAUACACUAUGCAGCAACGAAUCCAAAGUUUGAAACCAAAUUCACGGAUCUGUUGAUCAAUUUAAGCAGUGGUUACCUGCUUAGAUCAGAUGAGACGUUGACCAUGAAUUGCUCAGCUGAUGGAAACCCUGCUGUAACUUGUACCUGGACUUGUUCUCCUUCAAAUUGUGGUAGUUUACCAAACACUUGUGAGAUCAACAAUGUAAAUGUUAUUAAUUCCACAACCAUCACAUGUACGGUUGGUAAUGGUGUUUGUGGAGGUGGUACUACCAGUAUUACUCAACACAUAACAGUGGUACCUAAAACUAGAGAUCCAUAUAUAGUGGUCGAUGGAACAACAACAACAGCUACUUCUAUUACAAGAAACAAAACAGAAAGUUUAAGUUUAGCCUGUGGGAUUGUCAACCAGAAAGAAAUGAACACGUUAAUAGUUUGGAAGAAAGAUGGAAUUAUAAACUUCGGAUCAGAUAUUGUGACCAUAAACAAUCUAUCCCCAGAAGAUACAGGAUCAUAUUCUUGUCACACAAGCGAUGCUUUUGGAAAUUUUUCAUCAUCUUUAUACAUUGAUGUAUAUUAUGCAGCUGAAGGAUUUGCAGUGAAUGAUGGUACAACUAGCCACAGUAACAUAUGUACAUGGUAUAUUGCCCCACCUGGUCCAAGAUCAUGUACCAUCACAUUCUCACUUAACCCAACUACUUAUACAACCACUUUAACAAAGGAUGGAGCCAUGGUAACGAAUGAUGCAACUAAUCAGCCGCAAACAUCAACAUCACAAAGUUUUGUUUUUACUCGAAACCAGCCGUCAUUCAAUGAUAGUGGGAAUUAUACAUUAAGAAUCAACAAUGGAAUAUUUGAAAAUACUUUUAUAUUCUAUAUAUCAGCGAUAAAUGAAGGGCAACCUACAACAACAAUAACACCCGCAACUGGUGGUACUCCACCACCCAUCCCACCACCAGAUAACUUGGGUGUUAUAAUCGGAGCUGCCGUUGGUGGGGUGGUGGCUUUUUUAUUGAUCAUUAUUCUUGCGGUUUAUUGUUUAAAGAUGCAAAUUAAUAAAAUACACCAAGAUAAAGAAGUUACAGGAAGAAGCAACAUUGGAAUGGAAGCAGAGCAUGGUUACUAUGAAGUUGCUAAUCUAUCAGCUUAUCAGAACGAACACGUAACUAAUAACAUUCCUGCAACACAAUCAACGAAUUAUGAAAAUCUAAAGGAUAAUGUCAAUGUAACAAGAGAUGAGCGAGGUUAUGUUGAUAUACAAAGUGUGGGGCCAAGCAUUGUAACAACAUCAAACGAUGGAUACGAAGUUUUUAUCAGAAGAAACAACGAGAAUACAGCGGGCAAUCAACAGAACGAAAGUCAAUACGAACAUGUGGCUUAAAAGUCUUGUACUAUAGGAGCUAGGUCGUUCUUUAUUAAGAAA
Molecule: messenger RNA, 2630 nt
Organism: Ciona intestinalis (vase tunicate)
Lineage: Eukaryota; Metazoa; Chordata; Ascidiacea; Phlebobranchia; Cionidae
Source: RefSeq, a predicted model, not a curated record